Messenger RNA from Triticum urartu, 1642 nucleotides. RefSeq names its product Rubisco methyltransferase family protein. NCBI's taxonomy places the organism in Eukaryota, Viridiplantae, Streptophyta, Magnoliopsida, Poales, Poaceae. Gene Ontology annotation, molecular function: protein binding; protein-lysine N-methyltransferase activity. Gene Ontology annotation, biological process: peptidyl-lysine monomethylation. The record is from RefSeq and is a predicted model, not a curated record.
UUUCAGCCGUUUGUCUCAAAAAAAAAAACCUUUUCAGCCGUCUUCCUCAUCUAAAGAAAACUACCCCCCAUGGCUGCCGCCGCGGCGGGCGCGACGCCAGCGACGGCGCGGAAGGCCCUCGCCUCCACGACCUCCGCCCUCCUCUCCUCUUCAUUCGCGCUCCGCCGCCGCAGCUUGUCCUGCUCCGCCGCAUCAGGAGCGACCGCCCCGCGCAUCGCGCAGCAGCCGCCGGACCUGCUCCGGUGGGUGCAGCGCGAGGGAGGUUUCGUGCACCCGGCUCUCCGAGUGGCCGAUCAUCCCGAGUACGGCCUCGGGGUGUCCGCCACGGCGGCCGACGGCGUCAUCCCCCCCGGAGCCGUCCUCAUUGAUCUCCCUGGGCGCAUCCCGCUACGACUCCGCCGCCCAGCCGAUGCUGCGGACGCAGUACUGAUGCAGCUCGCCGACCGAGUCCCCGAGGAACUGUGGUCAAUGAGACUCGGCUUGAGGUUGCUUCAAGAAAGGACAAAAUCCGAUUCAUUUUGGUGGCCAUAUAUCGCGAACCUGCCAGAGACUUUUACGGUACCAAUCUUCUUUCCAGGGGAAGACAUAAAGAACUUGCAAUAUGCUCCUCUCCUCCACCAGAUAAAUAAAAGAUGCCGCUUCCUUCUCGAGUUUGAGAAAGAGCUUAAACAGAAGCUUGGUACUGUGCCCUCAGGAGAUCAUCCUUUUUGUGGACAAGAUUUGCACUCGUCUUCCCUUGGAUGGGCUAUGUCAGCAGCGUCUUCACGAGCAUUCCGUCUGCAUGGUGAAAUCCCAAUGUUGUUGCCCCUUGUUGAUAUGUGCAACCACAGUUUUAGCCCGAAUGCUAGGAUUGUCCAGGAAGGAGAUGUCGAGAGCCCUGAUAUGUCAGUUAAGGUUGUUGCUGAGACGCAGAUUGAUCAAAACGCUGCUGUUACACUGAACUAUGGUUGCUACCCCAAUGAUUUUUAUCUUCUUGAUUAUGGAUUUGUAGUAACAUCGAAUCCAUACGAUCAAGUGGAACUGAGCUAUGAUGGUAAUCUUCUCGAUGCUGCUAGCAUGGCAGCAGGGGUUUCUAAUCCCAACUUUUCAACACCAGCCAAGUGGCAACAGGAAAUCUUGUCACAGCUAAAUCUACACGGAGAGGGUGCUAUUCUAAAGGUCAGCUUAGGAGGUCCGGACAUAGUAGACGGGCGCUUAUUAGCUGCGCUGCGAGUUCUUCUUGCAGCUGACCCGGAGACCGUGGGCAAGCACGAUCUGAAAACUUUGAUGUCGCUUGGCACGGAAGCUCCUCUGGGCCCUACCGUCGAAGCCUCGGCGCUCCGAACUGUUCUCGCACUUUGCGCCAUUGCCCUCCAACACUUCCACACCAAGAUAAUGGAUGACCAGGCCGUCCUGAAGGGAGAACCCCCUCUUACUACUCAACUGGCCGUCCAGUUUAGAUUGCAGAAGAAGCUGAUGCUCGUCGACAUAAUGCAGAAUCUUAGUCGGAGAAUCAAGACGCUGGCUCCGGAGAAAUCUACUGCCUAGGAUGUUAACAUUUUGUGAUAACCCCCUUUUGAACAAUCAACUAUCUUUCUGUAUUAAUGAUUACUGGAUAUAUAUAUAUACGGUGGCGCUAAAGUGAGCGUGCGCGCAGAAUGCU